CAAAUCAGUAAUGGCGACACAAGAACAACUUAAACAUGUCAGCAAAACAACACCGAGGGGGAGUGAACUUAUGGACAGCAGUCAUAUUUUGAAGAAAUAUUAUAAAAAUUUCAUCUAAUUAUCUGCAAUUUCAAUCCAGCGAAAAGCUGUCUGGUACCUUCACAGGUAUUCAGUAGAUGUCCGGCCCCUCAGAGACAUCAGGUGGUAUGUCGCAUCCUGGCCCUUCACCUGGGGCGGGUAUGUCCCCAGGGCCCAUCUUGGGCCCCAGCCCUGGACCAGAUCCCUCACCGAGCUCUGUUCACAGCAUGAUGGGCCCCAGCCCUGGACCGGGAACACCCAAUGCACCUCAUGGCAUGCAGGGCCAGGGACAAAGUGAUUACUCUCAGGACAGCAUGUAUUCUAUGCAUAAGCCCAUGGAGGGGAUGAAUGACAAGUCAAUGGCAGAGGCAAUGCACUUUGGUCACAUGAAAGGUGUGGGGAUGAGGUCUCUCCAUAGUGGCAUGGGGCCUCCACAGAGUCCUAUGGACCAGCACAGCCAAGGGUACAUGUCUCCCCACCCAUCCCCAAUGGGAGUCCAUGAGCACGCUUCAAGUCCCAUGUCAGGAGGCGGAGGUGGACCUACACCUCCACACAUGCCACCUGCCCAGUCAGGCCCUAUGAUGUCAAUGGAUCCCCAAGGAGGCAUGUCCAGCAUGUCCAACAUGGGCCAGCAGGUGAGGGGGUCGUCUGCUUUUAGUCCAGUACAGCUGCAGCAGCUCAGAGCUCAGAUUCUGGCCUACAAGAUUCUGGGUCGUGGGCAGCCACUACCGGAAAACCUUCAGCUGGCUGUUCAAGGUAAAAGGAGCCUACCCACAAUGCAACAGCAGCAGCAGCAGCAGCCACAACAACAGCCACAGCCGCAGCCGCAGGCACCAAGUGCCAGUCCUUACAGCAGGCCUCCAGGUAUGCCAAUGGCACCUAUGGGGGGUCCCCAGUCGAGUCCCUGCCCAGCCCCGGCCAUGCAAGUACACAAUCAAAGCACAGGACCCAAGCCUUGGACUGAUGGCCAGUGUCCUGAAAAUCAAACCAUUGCACAGAAGCAGCUCACUCCUGUUGCUAGUGGUCGCCCAUCUCCUGCACCACCUCAGGCCUCUGCUGUGCCAGCUGGGCCCAUGCCAGGCAGUUCGGGGACCCCUCAGCCUCCUGGGCAGCAGGGGUCCGUAAUGCUCCCGAUACAGCACAAGCAGAACCGCAUCACGCCUAUCCAGAAGCCCCAGGGCUUGGACCCAGUGGGAAUCCUGCAGGAGAGAGAAUACAGGCUGCAGGCUCGGAUUGCACAUCGAAUCCAGGAACUGGAAAGUCUGCCAGGCUCGCUGCCUCCGGACCUCAGGACUAAAGCCACAGUGGAGCUCAAGGCUCUGCGUCUGCUCAACUUCCAGCGACAGCUGAGGCAGGACGUCGUGGCCUGUAUGAGACGAGACACGACCCUGGAGACGGCCCUCAACUCAAAGGCUUACCGGCGUAGUAAGCGGCAGACGCUGAGGGAGGCACGCAUGACCGAGAAGCUGGAGAAGCAGCAGAAGCUCGAGCAGGAAAAGAAGCGCAGGCAGAAACAUCAGGAAUAUCUCAACAGCAUCCUCCAACAUGCCAAGGACUUCAAAGAGUAUCACCGCUCAGUGUCCGGUAAGAUGCAGAAGCUCACCAGAGCCAUCGCCACCUGGCACACCAACACGGAGCGUGAGCAGAAGAAGGAGACGGAGAGAAUCGAGAAGGAGAGGAUGAGGAGACUCAUGGCAGAAGACGAGGAAGGGUACCGAAAACUAAUCGAUCAAAAGAAAGACAAGCGUCUGGCCUACUUGCUGCAGCAGACGGAUGAAUAUGUGGCCAACCUCACCACCCUGGUGUAUGAACACAAAGCUGCUCAGGCUGCCAGGGAGAAGAAGAGGAGACGGAAGAGAAAGAAGAAGGUGGAUGGCGAUGGUGAAGGCACGAGCGCAAUUGGGCCUGAUGGAGAGCCAAUGGAUGAAAGCAGCCAGAUGAGUGAGCUGCCUGUCAAAGUGAUUCAGACUGAGACCGGGAAAGUUUUGCAGGGAACCGAGGCCCCAAAAUCCAGCCAACUGGAGGCUUGGCUCGAGAUGAACCCCGGGUAUGAAGUGGCCCCGCGGUCAGACAGCGAGGAGAGCGGCUCAGAGUUUGAAGAGGAGGAGGAAGAGGAGGCGUCCAAAGGAGAGACAGAGGAGAAGAAGAUAAUCGAUCCCAACGGAGAUGAAGUCACCAAGAGAGCUGCCAAGAACAUCAUCGAGUCAGCCAAGCAGGAUGUGGAUGAUGAGUACAGUGUUCCUACUGGCCAAACCAGCUCCCAGUCUUACUACGGCGUGGCCCACGCUGUCAUUGAGAGGGUGGAGAAGCAGUCGUCACUGUUGAUCAAUGGGAUGCUCAAACAGUACCAGAUUCAGGGGCUCGAGUGGAUGGUGUCCUUGUACAACAACAAUCUCAACGGCAUCUUGGCUGAUGAAAUGGGGCUCGGCAAAACCAUCCAAACCAUCGCCCUUAUCACCUACCUGAUGGAGCACAAGAGGCUCAAUGGUCCCUAUCUCAUCAUCGUUCCUCUCUCGACCUUGUCUAACUGGGUCUAUGAGCUUGACAAAUGGGCACCGUCUGUGGUUAAAAUUGCUUACAAGGGCACUCCUGCUUUGCGUCGUGGGCUUGUGCCGCAGCUCCGCAGCGGGAAGUUCAACGUCUUGCUGACCACCUAUGAAUACAUCAUCAAAGACAAGCAUAUACUGGCUAAGAUCCGCUGGAAGUACAUGAUCGUUGACGAGGGUCACCGCAUGAAGAACCACCACUGUAAACUGACACAGGUGCUGAACACGCACUACGUGGCUCCCCGUCGGCUGCUCCUCACCGGGACUCCUCUGCAGAACAAGCUGCCCGAGCUGUGGGCCCUGCUCAACUUCCUGCUGCCCACCAUCUUCAAGUGCUGCAGCACCUUCGAGCAGUGGUUUAACGCACCCUUUGCCAUGACAGGAGAGAGGGUUGACUUAAACGAGGAGGAAACUAUCUUGAUCAUCCGGCGUCUGCACAAAGUGCUCCGCCCGUUUCUCCUGCGCCGGCUGAAGAAAGAGGUGGAGUCUCAGCUGCCAGAGAAGGUGGAGUACGUCAUAAAGUGUGACAUGUCUGCCAUACAGAAGGUUCUGUACCGCCACAUGCAGAAAGGCAUCCUCCUCACUGACGGCUCAGAGAAAGACAAGAAGGGCAAAGGUGGAGCAAAGACCUUAAUGAACACCAUCAUGCAGCUGAAGAAGAUCUGCAACCAUCCGUACAUGUUCCAGCACAUUGAAGAAUCCUUUGCUGAGCACUUGGGCUAUCCAAACGGCAUCAUCAGUGGGCCUGAUCUGUAUAGAGCAUCUGGGAAGUUUGAGCUCCUAGAUCGCAUCCUACCGAAGCUCCAGGCCACCAACCACAGAGUGCUGCUGUUCUGCCAGAUGACCUCUCUCAUGACCAUCAUGGAGGACUAUUUCGGAUACCGCAACUUUCAGUACUUGCGUCUUGAUGGAACCACCAAGUCCGAGGACCGAGCAGCACUGCUGAAGAAAUUCAAUGAGGAAGGCUCUCAGUACUUCAUCUUCCUCCUGAGUACCAGAGCUGGUGGCCUCGGCCUCAACCUGCAGGCUGCUGACACUGUGGUCAUCUUCGACAGUGACUGGAACCCACACCAGGACCUUCAGGCUCAGGACCGGGCUCACCGCAUCGGUCAGCAGAACGAGGUGCGCGUGCUUCGUCUCUGCACUGUCAACAGCGUCGAAGAGAAAAUCUUGGCUGCUGCCAAAUACAAACUGAACGUUGAUCAGAAGGUCAUCCAGGCCGGCAUGUUUGACCAGAAGUCGUCGAGCCACGAGCGCCGCGCCUUUCUCCAGGCCAUCUUGGAGCACGAGGAGCAGAACGAGGAGGAAGAUGAGGUGCCUGAUGAUGAAACUCUGAACCAGAUGAUAGCCCGCAAUGAGGAUGAAUUUGAGCUCUUCAUGCGCAUGGACAUGGACCGGCGCAGGGAGGAUGCUAGGAACCCAAAGCGUAAGCCUCGCCUAAUGGAGGAGGACGAGCUGCCUUCUUGGAUCAUCAAAGAUGACGCCGAAGUGGAGCGGCUCACCUACGAAGAGGAGGAGGAGAAGAUGUUUGGUCGAGGGUCUCGCUGCCGUCGGGACGUGGACUACAGCGACACGCUGACUGAAAAACAGUGGCUGCGGGCGAUUGAAGAUGGAAACCUGGAGGAGAUGGAGGAGGAGAUCCGGCUGAAAAAACGCAAACGCAAAAGACGUCAGGACAAGGACUCCGGCAGAGAGGACGGAGGCGCAAAGGCCAAGAAGAGACGUGGACGACCGCCAGCAGAGAAGCUGUCCCCCAACCCGCCCAAACUCACCAAGCAAAUGAACGCCAUCAUUGAUACAGUGAUCAACUACAGAGACGGCUCUGGAAGGCAACUCAGUGAGGUGUUUGUCCAGCUUCCAUCCAGGAAGGAACUCCCAGAAUAUUACGAGCUGAUCCGGAAACCUGUGGACUUCAAAAAAAUCAAGGAACGUGUGAGAAACCAUAAAUACAGGAAUGUGGGGGACCUGGAGAAGGACGUGAUGCUGCUCUGUCAAAACGCACAGACCUUCAACUUGGAGGGAUCCCAGAUAUACGAGGACUCCAUCGUUCUUCAGUCUGUUUUCAAGAGCGCCAGACAGAAGAUCGCCAAGGACGAUGACAGCGAUGAUGACAGUGACGAGGAGGAGGAGGACGACGACGAUGACUCAGAGGCCGAGGCCAAGUCAGUGCGGGUAAAGAUCAAGCUGAGCAGGGAGGCACGCGGCCACGACAAAGGCAAGAAGAGGCAGAGCCGAGGGAAGGCCAAGCCGGUGGUCAGCGACGACGACAGCGACGAGGACCAGGAUGAUAAUGAUCAAUCAGACAAGAGCAAAAGUGAUGACGAGUGACGAAGGAGAAGCAAGGGCGCGAGGAUAUUGUUUACAGCACUUAGAAACAAAGGACGAUAUCUUCCAUUGCUGUUGUUCAGGUUCAUGUUCCUUAAACUUUGCUCCGUUUGUCUUCUGUGUGUGUCUGUAGGGUGUAUUCUCAUCUCCUCUCCCACCAGCUUAGAAAUGUAUUACUAACAAUCGAUAACAUACAGCAAUACCAAUCAGCUUAUAUUUCUCUUUUUAAGACAAUUUUGUAGUAUAUUUUUUAACUACGUGCUUUAACAAAACACACAAAAAAUGUACAAAAAAGAAAAAAACACAUUGAUCAUCCUAUUAUCGCUUUUGCUUUGUUUGUAAUCGCUUGCUUGCACUUUAAAAAAAAACCCUCAGUUUCCUGAUUUUUAAAAAGUCAAAUAAAACAAAAAUAUGUAUCACCAGUGAAAUCAAAGCUAAUUUGGAGAAAUGGCAAUCAGUUUUUUAAGUUUUGGAUUUAUUGUUUUUAACGUGUGCCGUGCCAAAUGUAGACCAACUGACCGUUAGCUUAACCCCUCCCACGCGCAGCGUCUGUCCAAUCACAGCUAGGCUUUUUUAAGCUUGUACGAAAUAAAUAUGAAAGUAAGUAAAAGAUUUAAUAGUUAAUGCCUCAGUGUGUAGAUUAAACACGCUGUCAGUGUGUGUGCUCCUCCAAGAAGCUGACACCUGCUAACUGGCCCAGGCUGAGGUCACCUUUUCUGUGGGGUGAGUGGAAUCAUUAGCUGCACAGCGCUUGGAACAGUCUGUAUCGCGUGUUUUACCACAGUCCAGUCCAAGUCCUCAAACUGUUGAAAGCUGGGCUCAUGUCUGUGUUAGCAUGUAACAGUCUGAGCAGCCGCGUGUCACAGAUGAGCCCACAGUUACGACACUUUCUCUCAGAACUGUAAAGAAUGCAGUGGAGAAACCCAAAGUUCACUUUUGUUGUUCAUCAUAGAACAAUCCAGUUAAAUCUCAUGGUUUAGUCUAGAAAUGGGCAGAGGUUUCAGGCGGGGUCCUCGUGGUUCCAAUGAAGCCUUUCGCUGUUUGUCGGGAACCAAAGUGGGUUCGUGUUGUUUCACCUGCCUCGAAUGCCUCAGGGAGGGCUUGAAUCUUAAAGGAGGAGAACUCCCGCAGGGCUCAUGUUGACGAGUGGCAAAAUGAGAGAUGUUGAUUUCACUGUGGUGCAGACAGCCUACAGCCACCUUGACCUGGUAGAGGUGACGAGUGGGUGAACGUUGGGGUACUUCUGAGUUUUCCAGCUGCUCUGAAACUCUGGCCACUAACUGUACUUUAAUCCAGCGUCUCCCUCGGGGUGCACAUCAGUCUGUGGACAUGCACUUUUGUCUCGUAUCGGGGACUUCCUCGAACACAAUUAUCUCUUCAGCCUCUUUAUCUAUCCUAUCCUCACGUGCACAUCCUCGCUGAUAUCCCUGUUAUUACCAUCAGUGACUGAGGGCUCUAUGUAAGCUCUCUAAAUGUGAUAUGUCAGCUCAGUCUCAGUCCUGCAGCAGUGGCGGGCUCGCUGAGUAGCACAGCGUACUGCUGCAACAUCAGGAACAGCUGUGUGCUUCAUCAUUCACACACCUGAUUACUUAUAUGUUUAACUACAGUAACAGGAUAUUAUAUAGAUCACAUAGUACUAAGACGGGAUUUUAGUCAUCACAUAUUAAUCAGCCUCUGAGCCUGACGCUGAGGCAUUACGUUACAGUUCACACAAGGCCUGUUCUCUGCUUUCUGCUCCGUCAGCACCACCUUAAAGCUUCCUCCUGCUCUCUCCCAAAGCAGCAUGUUGGCUGCUGUCCUCCACCUCCUGCUCUCCUACAUCUCGUUCUUCAUUAGCUACAGCUGCCUCCUUUCUUUCACCUGCCACAGCAACUGUGGAAAUAUGUAAACAGACAGUAACACUAGGCUGAUUAUUAGUGUGUUUUUCCUUUGCUCUGUACUCUGCUGUGCUGGUACCGUUGGUCCAGCAUGUCUUUGAACCUCCUUAGAGCAGGCUUUUUGAGUCUUUGGAAUUACCAUGAUUGUUUUCAUUGGUUUGAACAGUCGAUAAAUGCUGAGCAGCUGCUGAUAGACGUCUUUGUAGCUAUGUGGUGUGAGGGAUUCCCCGAACAGUCUCAUGUCACUUGCCCUUACUGUUUGGCCCCAUCAUCAGUUUACAACAGUGAUUCACUGUUAGGUACCCAGGGCUGCAGGGCAGAACACGCUCUACUGCAUGCUGCAAACAAGCAAUGUGUCCGUACCUUGAAGAAGAAAGUACUUUUAGUAGAACAUGAUUUGGUUGCAUGCGGGCUCUGUAAGGGAAAGCCGACACAUAACUAGACUAACUGCUUCCUCUGAUUCUCCCUGGAGACCUGAUGACAUGUUAUCAGUUUGCAGAGAUACAAAUGGCGUUCUUCCCUUCUGAAGUGCUCAGCUGUGUCCCUGCAUCACCUUUAUCAGCCUUGAAGUUCUAAAAAUUCCCAAACAGUUCACAGGUUUAGUUAGUUUAAGAUCGGCAGUUGCAGAUUUUCACAGCUCACUGAGCUCAGCACCCUGCUGAUGAGUAGAGCCUGCCUGCACAUUGAGAUAUAGACUCUCUGCAUCAGCUUUUUGUUUUUAAAAAGGAACAUUUGCUUCUUUCAAGGUAUUUAAAAUCAUACUGUAGACAUUUCUAAAUACCGGGGAUGUUAUAAUACUGUGAUAUCACCAAGGCCUCAUGUACAGAGACGCCAUGUCCCUGUUGUAACUUAAAUAUCCAAACAAAAUAAAAAGGCUCUUUAAAUACUGGCUAAUAACUUUCUGGAUUAGCUGGCGGGAGCAGAGCUGCACUCAUGUGUUUCUAUACUCAUGUCAGUAACUGUAACAGGAGGGCGGGGCUUAGCAAACAGUCAAUAACGCGACUACACGAUUGUGAAAGCACAGGCAGAUAAAAACCUGCGUCUAUAGCUGACAGAUGAACUUGACACAGCCAUAAAUGUCGAACGCUUUUUUAACCGCUUCCAGUAAGAAAAAUAUAAUCGCACAUCAUUUAGGGAGGUGCACGUGGUUCAUGUCUUCUUCCUUCUAAUGUUUUUAAGAUUUUCUGUAUCACAGCGUUGUCGCAUUAAUUUUCUUGUUUUGUUGGAGCUAUUUUCUACGUAGAAAGCUCGUAGAGUUUCACGGGGAAACAUCUCGCUUCGGGGAAUGAAACAGGAUUCUGUCGUAGCGGUAAAUGUAGCGUCUGAAUACAUGUUACAGUCGUUUUGCAAAAAAUAGAAAAUGAAAUCAUAAAAAUCUGAAAAAUAAAUGUAACAAACCGAGUCUGACGGGUUGGUAACGGCCUGAAUUACUACAAAGAAAACAGUAUUAUGAGAUUAAUGAGACGAUGUGUCGGUUUGUUGAGGUGUUUGUGUUGCUUGUGAAUUAGUUCUAAGCCCUCAUUUUAUUGUUUAUGUGUUAUUUGUAGCAUGCACUCUUGACAGUAUACCGUGCACAUGCAGAUAUAUCACUUUGUGUAAUAUGUGCUUGCCGACUCUCCGUAAGUGUGACUUAAUCUUUGCUUUCUUUGCACAGUGUCUUUGUGGUUGUAUCUCAUAGCCCAGGGCAAAUAAACAUCACUGAUUUCAACACAAA
Oreochromis aureus is the source of this 8540-nucleotide messenger RNA. It is a transcript of the gene smarca2, whose product is annotated as SWI/SNF related, matrix associated, actin dependent regulator of chromatin, subfamily a, member 2. Gene Ontology annotation, biological process: positive regulation of transcription by RNA polymerase II. The transcript is spliced from 34 exons. The record is from RefSeq and is a predicted model, not a curated record. NCBI's taxonomy places the organism in Eukaryota, Metazoa, Chordata, Actinopteri, Cichliformes, Cichlidae. Gene Ontology annotation, molecular function: histone binding; ATP binding; ATP-dependent chromatin remodeler activity. Gene Ontology annotation, cellular component: nucleus. The coding region runs from base 177 to 4952 and encodes 1591 amino acids.